AUGUUUGUUCCCGAAAUCGUCAUCAUCCACAAAAUGUUCAAGCGCUUCCAGAAUCUCAUGCGACCUGGUGCGUUAUUGGUAGAACGCUUCCCGAAAAUCAGAUACCUCCCGGGAUACACAAUCGAGUUGGAGAAAUGGAAAAGGGAAGAGAGUGAGCUCUCAAUCGCGUUUCGAAAGAAUGGGCGACCGGCGAAGCUGGACUUUCAUUUUCUCGGUACCUUCUCGAGAAUCAGUCUUCGUACAAGCUUUCGGACGAAGAAAUGGCAUAUCUCGCCGGCGCAGGAGAAAGUGCAAGAGGAACUGGACACCAUCAUUGGUCGUGACAGGGCUCCCACGUUGGACGACUACGGUUCCCUUCCGCAGAUUGAGGCGUUCAAGUUCAUGCCGGAGUGUCUUCGCUGGAGGCCGGUGACAACUCUUGUAUUCGCCCACCGUGCCUUGACCGACAUCCCGCACAGAGACAUUUGCAUACUAGAAGGCGCUAUUGUCUUUGGCAACCACUGGUGCCGACUAAUGGCUAUCUCGCGCGACCCAAACGUCUACCCCAACCCUGACAAGUUUGAUCCUGAGAGAUGGCUCGACGGCGAUGGCAAAAUCCGGGAGGACCUCAAGUUCCCUUCAUAA
Messenger RNA from Suillus plorans, 624 nucleotides. Its product is annotated as cytochrome P450. The transcript has 6 exons. NCBI's taxonomy places the organism in Eukaryota, Fungi, Basidiomycota, Agaricomycetes, Boletales, Suillaceae. The coding region runs from base 1 to 624 and encodes 207 amino acids. Gene Ontology annotation, molecular function: oxidoreductase activity, acting on paired donors, with incorporation or reduction of molecular oxygen; monooxygenase activity; heme binding. The record is from RefSeq and is a predicted model, not a curated record.